Myxocyprinus asiaticus (Chinese sucker) is the source of this 1558-nucleotide messenger RNA. It is a transcript of the gene psmg3, whose product is annotated as proteasome (prosome, macropain) assembly chaperone 3. Bases 154 to 522 code for a protein of 122 amino acids. The record is from RefSeq and is a predicted model, not a curated record. Lineage: Eukaryota; Metazoa; Chordata; Actinopteri; Cypriniformes; Catostomidae. Gene Ontology annotation, biological process: proteasome assembly. The transcript is spliced from 3 exons.
CAACAACACAACAGCUCAUUCUGCUGACCGCAUCUUUUCCUCGACCGCGUGCGCAGAUGCAACAUCCACUUUCGUAAAGAGGAUGUUUUAAACGGAUUUACGUUCAAACAGGGGUUAUAAUUUACAAGUUUAAACUAACGGUGGACUGAAAUAAUGGCUCCUCAACCCCUCAUCAAAUCAAGACAGACAGAAAAAACAAUAAAUGGAAUCCCAACUCAAGUUGUUUGCACUGAAUUCAGCAACUACAUUUUCAUAGUUCUGACACAGUAUGGAAAAAUUGGGACACUUGUGUCAAUAACAUCUGACUCGAGGUCUGGUGACAUCAGUGUACCCAUGUUCACCACCAGAGUACUCUUAGGAAAGGAUGAGCCUCUGACACAUGUCUACGCCAAGAAUGUCGCAGCUUUCGUUUCGCAAGAAUCAGGCAACCGACCGGUCCUGUUGGGGCUCUCACUUAAAGACAACAGUGCGGAAACAAUGAAAACUGUGAAAGAUAUGAUCAAAGGGUGUCAAGUUUGGUAAACAGAAGGUUUAUAUACCAGGCACACUAUUUUUGGAUGAGGACCAGUGACAUGUCUUACACAAAUAAUUGUCUUGUUUUGGCAUAAACCUGAAUUCUCUUUCUUGAACUUAGGUGUACCCAAGAUACUCAUACUUACUCUGCUCAAAAUCCUGUGGGAAUUGAAUGUUAAAACAGAUAGCACUGUCCACUUCACUCCAUUUUCCUCUGUCUUGUUGCUUGGCUUUCAGCUAUAAUAGUUAUUAGUCAAAAUUAUAUAUUUUGUAACUCUAACUUUGGUGAUUUAUAUAUAUAUAUAUAUAUAUAUAUAUAAUCUCAUAAUUAAAUAUUUUUCUCCAAAACACGUUUGCCACAAUUAUUGAAUUAUUAUAGAAAUUCUUAUGAGUAAAUUAUCUGAAGUAUUUUCUCAUUCAUAUUUUAAAUAUUUUAGUACAUCUGGGUGACAAGGCCAUGACCUCCUGUUUCACAGGAGUAUAAAUAAGAGGUAACACACAGGCCAAAUUCCCUUAGGCCCUGUCCUAGUACCCCCACUUGCAGUUUUGCCUAUUUACCCACUUGUCUUCCGUAUUUCUGGUGUUUGGUCACUAGUGUGCAAGUAGACUGAAAACUGCGAGUGUGUGUAUGACUUUUGAUUGCACUUUUGGACACUCAUAGAUUUAAAGAUGUUGGUGCUGGUUGUGACAGAUGUUUUUGUAUUUUCACUCAACUGAAGACUGAUUGUUUUUGGUAGAAUUGACUGUUAUAGCCUACUUAAAAUAAUAAAUAACUGAACAUUUUACCCAUCUUUUCAUUUAUUAAUACACUACUGGUUGUUGGAAGUGUAUUGUGCUGUAGAACAUAUAUAAGUACAAUUGAAAAUAAUUGUAAAAGUUAAUUCUUUUUUACUCAUUUUGAUUUAAUACUUUUCACAUUAAAUUUUUAACUGUAAAAUUGCGUCAUCCAUAACUGCUGUAAAAUAAUCUAAGCAAUUUCUUUCUACUUUGUUUCUCAAUACACUGCAUAAAACUUAAUAAAAAAAUAAAAUAAAUUAAAACUUUA